GGCGCCACUCACCGCUACACCUCCGCAGUCAUGAAGCUGGUUAUCCUGCUGUGCCUGGUGGCUACGGCUACUGCCGGCUACCUCCGCGGGCUCGGCUACAGCGGCCUCAACGGCUUCGGCUUCGGCAACCUCGGUUACGGCGGCUACGGAGGCGUGGGCUACGGAGGCUUUGGCGGCCUCAACAGCCUCGGCUUCGGCAACUUCGGUUACGGCGGCUACGGAGGCGUGGGCCUCGGAGGCUUCGGCGGUCUCAACAGCCUCGGCUUCGGCAACUUCGGUUACGGCUACGGCCGCCGCUACGGCUAUCCCGGCUUCGGCUACGGCUAUCCCGGCUACGGCUACGGCUACCGCUACGGCCAUAAAUACGGCUAUGGCCACUGAUGCAGACACAAAUACAUAUACUGACUCUAAUACCAAUGAUUUUUAAAAUAUAUUUGUCAUGACGCGUUACCGAUGACGACGGUUUUCCUGUGCUGCUUAAGUGCUCAUCCACACUGUCUUCGCACCCGGCGGACAAGUCUGCUUGUGCAUAUUGAUGCAAUGCUUAAAUUGUUCUGCAUGGCUGUUGGGUUGUGCAACU
This is a messenger RNA of Pollicipes pollicipes, 580 nucleotides long. Its product is annotated as neuropeptide-like protein 31. Lineage: Eukaryota; Metazoa; Arthropoda; Thecostraca; Pollicipedomorpha; Pollicipedidae. The coding region runs from base 31 to 381 and encodes 116 amino acids. The record is from RefSeq and is a predicted model, not a curated record. The transcript has 2 exons.